CUCCUGGUCCGCGGGCCUCUGGGUUUCUAUCACUGGGCGAACCCGGAGCGGCGAGGUCAACGCUGGGAGGCGGGGCGGGGGCAGCAUGGCAGCCUCCUUGUGGUUCCGAGGAGCCGCCUCCGGCCUCCGCAGCCGCUGGAGCCUUGCAGUCGUGUGUUCUAGGUCAAUGGCCUCUAAGACUCCAGUUGGAUUCAUUGGACUAGGCAACAUGGGAAACCCAAUGGCAAAAAAUCUCAUGAAACAUGGCUACCCGCUCAUUAUUUAUGAUGUGUUCCCUGAUGCAUGCAAAGACUUUCAGGAUGCAGGUGAACAGGUAGUGUCUUCCCCAGCAGAUGUGGCUGAAAAGGCUGACAGAAUAAUUACAAUGUUGCCCACCAGUAUGAAUGCCAUAGAAGCUUAUUCUGGAGAAAAAGGAAUUCUAAAAAAAGUGAAGAAAGGUUCACUGUUAAUAGAUUCCAGUACUAUUGAUCCAUCCGUUUCAAAAGAGUUGGCCAAAGAAGUGGAGAAAAUGGGAGCAGUUUUCAUGGAUGCGCCUGUGUCUGGUGGUGUGGGAGCUGCUCGUUCAGGGAACCUCACAUUCAUGGUAGGAGGAGUUGAAGCUGAGUUUGCUGCUGCCAAAGAGUUGCUAGAGUGCAUGGGCUCCAAUGUGGUGUACUGUGGAGCAGUUGGGACUGGACAGGCUGCAAAGAUCUGCAAUAAUAUGCUGCUAGCUAUUAGUAUGAUCGGAACUGCUGAAGCUAUGAAUCUUGGAAUAAGGUUAGGGCUUGACCCGAGGCUGUUGGCUAAAAUCCUGAACAUGAGCUCAGGACGGUGCUGGUCAAGUGACACUUACAAUCCUGUACCUGGGGUGAUGGAUGGAGUUCCCUCUGCUAAUAACUAUCAGGGUGGAUUUGGAACAACGCUCAUGGCUAAGGACCUGGGAUUGGCGCAAGAUUCUGCAACCAGCACAAAGAGCCCGAUCAUUUUAGGCAGUCAGGCCCAUCAAAUCUACAGGAUGAUGUGUGCAAAGGGCUACUCGAAGAAAGACUUCUCAUCCGUGUUCCAGUUUCUGCGAGAGGAGGAGAGCUUCUGAGGUGCCUGUUAGCUGUGGACAUUUUUGAAAUCAGACUUUACCUUGUCGCCUCCUCCUAGCUCACCAGUGAAUGAGUUUAAUCAGAGGCCACCCAUCUGCUUUUGAUCCUAGGCCAAAAUAAACCCUAGGAUUUUCCACC
Messenger RNA from Suncus etruscus (white-toothed pygmy shrew), 1211 nucleotides. RefSeq names its product 3-hydroxyisobutyrate dehydrogenase (gene HIBADH). The transcript has 8 exons. NCBI's taxonomy places the organism in Eukaryota, Metazoa, Chordata, Mammalia, Eulipotyphla, Soricidae. The coding region runs from base 86 to 1072 and encodes 328 amino acids. The record is from RefSeq and is a predicted model, not a curated record. Gene Ontology annotation, molecular function: NADP binding; NAD binding; 3-hydroxyisobutyrate dehydrogenase activity. Gene Ontology annotation, cellular component: mitochondrion. Gene Ontology annotation, biological process: L-valine catabolic process.